AGACACAAUGCGAGGAAAUCCCCAAGGCCGAGAAAACGACGAGAGGCCCCUUUAAAUCGACGCUUCCUCGGCGUUAGUGCCAAGAGAGAGAGAGAGAGAGAGAGAGAGCUCUGAUAAACAACAACACUGUUCUCAGUUCAGCCGCUUUUACCGGAUUCAGCUCUUUACUGCGGCCUCGUCCAGGAAGAGGUGAGCUGAUAUUGAUGAUAUCGAACAGUAUUUGUAAAGGAUUAUAGCGAAGGGGCGAUCGGUUCAUGUUGGUUGGAGAAGCGGGCGGAAAGGCAGUUUAUAAUAGCUACGAGGACUUUCUCUCUGUUCCCAACAACGUUCGGCCGUCUGUUGUUCAUACAUUCGUUGUUGAAUGCCAUUGCGGAAGUGAGAAGCCUUUCGACUCGACACAAAGCUUGGGGCUGCGGGACAUCUAGCGGCCGAUCAGGAGAAGGCAGCCUCGUAGAGAUGUACGGAGCUUCAGGCAUCCCAGAGCUCAUCCCGCCCAGCGGGCCGCCGAGGCAGCCCGGCCCGGCGGGCCAAUACAACCCGGGACACCCCCAGGUCAACGGGCACGGCGGCGAGGCCAACCCUCAGAGACUGGGGCAGAGGGCACCAAAGCUGGGCCAGAUCGGUCGCACCAAGAAAGUGGACUUGGAGGAUGAAGACUUGGAUGACAUCAUGAACAACAACGGGCAGUGUCCUGUAUCCCUGUCGCCCAUCUCCUAAACUUCACCAAGAAGUGCCAAA
Messenger RNA from Morone saxatilis (striped sea-bass), 738 nucleotides. RefSeq lists its product as uncharacterized. The record is from RefSeq and is a predicted model, not a curated record. Gene Ontology annotation, molecular function: calcium-dependent protein kinase inhibitor activity; protein kinase binding. Bases 457 to 717 code for a protein of 86 amino acids. NCBI's taxonomy places the organism in Eukaryota, Metazoa, Chordata, Actinopteri, Moronidae. Gene Ontology annotation, biological process: negative regulation of protein kinase activity. The transcript has 3 exons.